This is a messenger RNA of Meloidogyne enterolobii, 2040 nucleotides long. Lineage: Eukaryota; Metazoa; Nematoda; Chromadorea; Rhabditida; Meloidogynidae. The record is from the annotation of a GenBank genome assembly.
AUGUCAAAUACUUUCUUUGUUUUUCUCCCUAGUAAUGUUUCCGAUUAUCCAGAUAAUCGACCAAAUAAAUUUCGCGUCCAUCUGCCUAGACCUCUAUAUUUUUCUGGAGACUGGGUAUGUGGUUUGCAUAGUAUAAGUUAUCCAUAUUCAUGGCCCUCAACUAUUGGUACUCUUGACGAGCAAUGGAUUGACAUCCAUUUUACCAAAACUGAUGGAAGGGCUAGUAUUAUUCGUGUACCCGUUCCCAAAGGUUCACACACCACUGUAGAAGAUUUACAUCGAUUUUUAUUAUCUACUUUAGAACACCAAGUAGGAGCUAUAGAAGGAUCAUCCUUGGAAAAACCCGAGACCCUAGUCAAACCUCCAAGUGUCCGCAGACCAAAACGUAGUGUAUCUCCUGAAGGAGAACUUAGAAUGCCAUCUCCUUCAUCAUCGGCCGAGGAAGAGGAACCCUCUAAUAAAAGACCUUCAGUUGAAAGAGAUAGAACACCUCCAUCUUCUGAAGAAGGAGAACUUAGAGAACAAUCCCCUUCGUCCUCUGCAGAAAGGGAACUAGAAUCCCGUAGUUCAUCUCCUAAACUUACCAAAAUAAUCCCGACCCCUCAACCUCCAAUACCUACACCACAGCCUCCAAAGCCUUCACCUUCAAAACCUAUUCCAGAAACUCCAAAACCUACAUCACAUCCUCCAAAACCUAUUCCAGAAACUCCAAAACCUACACCACAACCUCCAAAACCUUCUUCUGAACGUCCAAAACCCUCAACUGAGCCCCCGAAACCCGCACCCCAACCACCAAGACCUUCUCCUCAACCACCAGAACCAACUCCUCAAACACCAAAACCCACUCCACAACCUCCAAAGCCUACAACACCUCAACCUCCGAAACCCUCAUUAGAACCUUCAAAACCUAUUCUAGAAACUCCAAAACCUACACCACAACCUCCAAAACCUUCUUCUGAACGUCCAAAACCCUCAACUGAGCCCCCGAAACCCGCACCCCAACCACCAAGACCUUCUCCUCAACCACCAGAACCAACUCCUCAAACACCAAAACCCGUUCCACAACCUACGAAACCCUCUCAUCAACCACCAAAAUCCGUUCCGCAACCUCCGAAGCCUACACCACCUCAACCACCAAAACCCUCUCCUCAACCGCCAAAACCCUCUCCUCAACCACCAAAACCCACUCCUCAAUCUCCGAAACCCUCCCCUCAACCACCAAAACCCUCUGCUGAAACACCAAAACCCACUCCUCAAACACCAAAACCCACUCCUAAACCAAAGGCAAUACAACCUUCUUUACCCACUUCUCUUUCACGAACACAAGAGGAAGAAUCAAGAACUCCAUCUCCCUCGUCUUCAGCUGAAUCUUCAACCGAACUUCCACAACUCCCUAAACCUGAAGCUACAUUUAAUGACCCUCUAUGGACUGAAGAAUAUGAACGAGUACUUACCCAUGUACUUGCAAAUCUUGGACAGAAGAUAACUCCUCAAGCAAGGAUAAAUUAUCUACCAAAUAUGCCUAUACUUGUAAAAAAAUAUGGCAAAGUAAACAAAGUAGACUCAACAACACAAAAGCAAAUUAUAGAUUCUCUCGAAUUAUUUUAUCAUAGCGACUUUGAACGAUUCAAAGUCACAUUCACCCACCCAAGUAUAAAAUAUGUUUCCUUUUCCAAUCAAUUAGGUUAUGUAUUAGGCUUCCAAAAUCCAAACAUGGUACUAAACAAUGAAAUUGCCAAGUACGGGUGUGAUUUACGAGGAGGUUUCUCAAGUUUCGCUGUUUAUUCCAAAGGACUUACUGAAAGUAUGAUUAUAGGGAAUUCACUUAGUUCACUCCUAAGGGUUGUUUCUGUAGCUGGAGCCACCCCAGGACAAUAUUAUGAGAAAAUAUAUGAUUCACCAAUUUACGCUCGAGUUUUACCAAAAGAAGUUAAUGAGAUUGAGAUUGAACUGAGAACAAUGGAUAAUGGUCGACCUGUACCAUUUGAAUUCGGUACAGUGCUCCUGGUCCUAAUAUUUAAGAAGGUGAUAAAUUUCUGA